GGCUGGAGGCUGGAGGAGGCUCUGGGUUGACCCUGGACGCGACCCUGGUUGGUUUUGCGGCUCCUGAGCUUCCCAGCGGUUAUGUGAAGGGCUGCAGGAGGGAUGGGAGCUGGGGACCCGCCAGCGGCAGCGGCGUCUGCAGCGGCCGCUCUAGGUGGAUGCCUCAGCUGCUGUCUCACCCUGGAGCUUCUCUCAGAAUUUGGGGCCUCUUCACCCUGGAACAUCCAUCCUUCCCAUGAGGCCUUCUCACCCUUGAACAUCUCUCUGCCAUGCUGACUCCCUUCUCCCAUUGGUCCAGUUAAUUGUCCAUUUGCAGUGCCUGUAUUUAUGGAUGGAUCUACUGAACGAGUUGUUCAAAAAAGUCAAAUAAGGUCAAGUCAACAAGCAUUUAUUAACCAUCUCCUAUGUGCCAGGGACUCUUUGAAUGAUAUUUGUUAUUUAAAUCUACUAUAUGAAUACAAGGAACUGUGAAUGUCCUAACUGAGAGAAGCAACAUUACCUGGAAGUUUGUUUGUAACCCUGAGAAACAAUGACAUUGACCUCUGUGGAGCAAAGGCAGCAUGGUGUCCACCAUGACUGAUGGAGACACAAGUAGACAAUGUGGACGAAUUUCUGCAAACCAUGGUUUUUCUGCUGUCUCCUGGCAGCAUUGACCAUUGUGCUGCUAGUUCUCAAUGUUAACCAGUUAGAGCACUUGGAUCAUGACAGCAUUGUAGCUACCGUCAUUGAUAGCAGUGGGCAGGAGAGUUCCCCUCAAGCAACAGGAGUUGGCAGAAAGCCAUACUGCGGCUAUGAACAUCAAACCUUGUCUAAGAGGGAGCGUUUGGAAGAGGACUCUUUGUUGGCAGCCUUGCAGAGCCAUGAGCCAUAUACGGAUUUGGUCCCGUUUGUGAAGAGCACUGACCCCUCCUCUAGCUAUUUUGUGAUAUUGAACUCUGGAGCAUUCUUCAAGGUGGGAAGCCAGCUUGAGGUGCUAGUUCAAGUACAGGAUUUCCAAGGGAGGCCCAAAAAGUAUGGUGGAGACUACUUACAGGCCAGAAUCCACUCACCCAAACUGCAGGCUGGUGCAGUGGGGAGAGUUGUAGACUACCAAAAUGGAUUCUACAAAGUUUUUUUUACUUUGCUUUGGCCAGGCAAGGUGACCGUGUCUAUAGUUCUGGUUCACCCUAGUGAAGCAGUCCAAGUCCUUCAGCAUCUACAGGAGGUGAGGCCAGAUAGGGUCUAUUUUAAAAGUCUCUUCCGGUCAGGGAGGAUUUCAGAGACCACCAUAUGCAAUGUAUGUCUACCAGGAAACCUUCCUGUGUGUAACUUCACAGAUCUCUACACUGGGGAGCCCUGGUUUUGUUUCCAACCGAAAAAGCUCCCUUGUAGCAGCAGAAUCAACCAUUACAAAGGAGGGUACCUCAAGGGUCUUCUAACUACUGCAGAGAGUGCUUUCUUCCAAAGUGAUGUCAAUAUCAAAAUGCCAAUUCACUCCAGUGGACCUGAUUGGGUGACUGUGAUUCCCCUAGGAAUAAAAGAAGCAAGUGACACUGAACCCUCUCAAAGCAUGGAAAACUUUCCUUCUGGUUAUUAUUACAAAAACCAGUGGAGGCCUAGAAAGUUCAAGAUGCACCAGUUUAAUGAACCUGACAACAUUACAGAAUGCUUACAGGGAAAAAUGAUCUAUUUAUUUGGUGACUCUACCAUAAGACAGUGGUUUGACUAUCUGAUCACAUUUGUUCCAGAUUUGGUGGAGUUUAACCUUGGCAGUCCUAAAAAUGUGGGCCCCUACCUCGCAGUGGACUUGAAACACAACAUUUUGCUGCGGUACCGCUGUCAUGGACCUCCCAUCCGAUUCACUACUGUCUUAAGCAACGAGCUACACUAUGUGGCCAAUGAACUGAACAGGAUUGUGGGAGGGAGGAGCACCGUGGUGGCCAUAGCCAUAUGGUCUCACUUCAGCACCUUUCCCUUAGAAGUUUACAUCCGGCGGUUGAGGAACAUUCGUCGGGCAGUUAUCCGACUCCUAGACCGGAGCCCAAAGACUGUGGUAGUUAUCCGAACAGCCAAUGUCCAGGAACUGGGGCCUGAGGUUAGCCUUUUCAACAGUGACUGGUUCUCCUUUCAGCUUGACACCAUUCUAAGGAAGAUGUUCUCUGGUGUAGGCGUGUACUUAGUGGAUGCCUGGGAGAUGACACUCGCCCACUACCUGCCACACAAACUGCAUCCAGAUGUAGUAAUUGUCAAGAACCAGCUUGACAUGUUCUUGUCUUUUGUGUGUCCAGCAAAAACUUAGCUUUGCCCUUUGGGGAGUCUUUCUAGGGGGAUUGUUUGCAUUAAAUCGUGUGAAAAAUGUUUUGUACUUGUCUUCAUAUAGU
This is a messenger RNA of Trichosurus vulpecula (common brushtail), 2360 nucleotides long. RefSeq names its product neurexophilin and PC-esterase domain family member 3 (gene NXPE3). The transcript has 8 exons. The record is from RefSeq and is a predicted model, not a curated record. NCBI's taxonomy places the organism in Eukaryota, Metazoa, Chordata, Mammalia, Diprotodontia, Phalangeridae. Bases 599 to 2278 code for a protein of 559 amino acids.